This is a messenger RNA of Actinia tenebrosa (Australian red waratah sea anemone), 2308 nucleotides long. RefSeq names its product neo-calmodulin. Gene Ontology annotation, molecular function: calcium ion binding. Gene Ontology annotation, cellular component: myosin II complex. The record is from RefSeq and is a predicted model, not a curated record. Lineage: Eukaryota; Metazoa; Cnidaria; Anthozoa; Actiniaria; Actiniidae.
AGAGGUAAAGCUUUAUAGGGCAAUGCACUUAAUUAAAUUUGAAAAGUGUCCUUACACAUUAAGUUAAGAAAAGUUCAAUUCUUAGGGGCACAAUGAAUAAAUAUGUCCACUUGCUUACUUACUGUAUUUACUUACACAUACACAUGAUGACAUAGUAGCUAUGUCUUCCCAGAAAGCAGUAGCUACGAAAAUGGACACCUAAAGCUAAGAAGAAGGAAUCAAAGAAAUGCUGUAAUCCAUGUCUCCAUCUCCUAAGAAAACUACCUCUGUUCAUAUUCCCCUAGCACCAUCUUCCCGCUCCCUGUCCCCUUAAAGGAGGGCAUCAUAAUGCCUCUGGAAUGACAUAGUGUUAUUUGUUAUCUAAUAGUUCACUGAAGUCAUCAUCCUCUAUAUUAACCUGCAAACAUCUUGGCAUAUUGGCACAAGGGAAGAGCCAAGGAAGAAAGGAACUGUCAAACUGAGAUGUGCCUUUAUCGGUUCUCUUUGCCAAGUGUUCUUCCAACUCAGAUAAAACAUGGGACAAUACUGUAUUUGGGAAUUCUUCUGGUGACAUUGGUCUACCUUCUCCAAAACCUGCUUCCAUGUUGAACACUAGUGGUGGAUCAUGGAAAUAUGGUAUUCCAUUUUCUGAAAUUUAAUCGAGAUUCAGUGAAACGUUGUCCAUUUUCUCUGCUGCAUUCACCAUGUACCUCUACACAAGGUCCACCAGUUGACGUCAAGAUAACAAGAGUGUUGUUCUCCUUCCCCAAGCUGUCUAAGUUUCUGUUUGCUCAAGCCAAAUUUAGGACAGCUACACAUCGUGCAUCGAGCCUGUUUGAAAGUGUCAGAUUGCUGGACGAUAAACCGAAAAAAGCUGGUUUCUGUUUGCGGAGGAAUAAAGACAUGCCUGAUUUAAAGACUCCCGCGGAAAACAAGUUGUCUGAAGAGCAAGUUGCCGAAUUACGAGAAGCGUUUUGUUUAUUCGAUAAAGAUGGCGGUGGAAGCAUAUCACAAUGUGAGCUUGGAGAAGUCAUGAAGUCACUUGGGUUAAGUCCAACUCAACAGGAGCUGAUAGACAUGAUAGCUGAGGUGGAUGAGGAUGGUAACGGAGAGAUCGAUUUCGAUGAGUUUUUACAGAUGAUGGCAAGUAAAAUAAAAGAUCAUGACACUGAAGAGGAAAUAAAGGAUGCGUUUAGAGUUUUCGAUAAGGACGGAAACGGACUGAUUAGUCAUAAAGAAUUAAAACUUGUCAUGUCAAGAUUAGGUGAGAAACUGACAGAUGAUGAGGUGGAUGAGAUGAUAAGAGAAGCAGACUUGGACGGAGAUGGCAUGAUCAACUACGAGGAAUUCAAGCAACUUAUGACAAAAGCAAAACAUCGCUUUGACGUUAAGCCGCACACACAGGAGAAUACAAGACUGGACUAUGAAAGUGUGAAUAGGACAGCAUUUCGGAGAAUCGUUCUUCUACAAAUGACUGAAUUCCAACUUACUGAGGAGCAAGUACAUGAGCUCCAAGAGGCAUUCUCGCUGUUCGAUAAGGAUGGAAGUGGGACAAUUUCUAACGAGGAACUCGAGGUUGUCAUGAAAUCUCUUGGACAAAAUCCCACGGAUGAGGAACUCCAGAAAAUGAUACGCGAAGUCGAUGCAGACGGCAAUGGAGAAGUUGACUUUGAGGAGUUUUUAGUCAUGAUGAAGAAUCAAAUGCAGAACCGAGACGCUGAUGCAGAAAUGCGGGAAGCUUUUCGAGUGUUUGAUAGAAACGGCGACGGCUCAAUAAGUGCCAUGGAGUUAAGAAGUGUGAUGGCAAGUUUAGGAGAAAAACUGAGCGAUGACGAGAUUGCAGAAAUGAUGCGAGAAGCGGACCUCGACGGAGACGGUGUCAUCAACUUUGAAGAAUUUGUACACAUGGUAGGAAGCAUGGACAAAGGAGUGGAAGGCCCACCACGCUUCCAGAUGGCUAACUAACUAACGGCAUACACCUGCACUUUACUUGAAAGAAAACUUUGACUCCAGCUUAAACAGGGAAGAGCACUGGUUAUAUCACGUUGCUAAGGAAACCCACCUGAUCACAAACUUCAGUGGAGACAAGCUUACUCUCCCGCUCUUCCUCGGCUGGAUAAGUUUCUUGGCUCUUGUAAAUAUUCUCAUCAUUAUAUAUCUUAUGUUCCAGUCUACAUCAAAGUAGAGUAUUUAUAUUUAUUCGAAUGUUAAUAGUAUUUAUUGAUGAUGUAUGAAUAACCUUUAAGUAAUGAAGUUUCAUUAGUCAGGUUUUUAAGAAGAAAUGAUAUUCUAACAUUCUAUUCUAUUCCAUUCCAUUAUUUUCGGUUCU